AUGGGGGGUUCGGCCAGUCAGCUGCCGCGGGACCUGCUCGGCGAGUACCAGGAGCUGACCUUCCUGAGCAAGCAGGAGAUCUUGCUCGCCCACAAGAGAUUCAGUGAGCUGCUGUCAAAGGAGGAGAGAGAGAGUAUCCUGCAGAAAAGAGUCCCCAAGAGUCAGAUCCUCACACUGCCUGAACUGCGGGCAAACCCGUUCCGGGACCGGAUAUGUCGAGUCUUCUCCACCUCAGAGGAUGGGGAUGGCAGCAUGUCCUUCGAAGACUUCCUCGACAUGCUGAGUGUCUUCAGUGACUCAGCCACUUCAGAGAUCAAAUCCCACUACGCCUUCCGCAUCUUCGAUUUUGACGACGAUGGGACCCUGGACAGGAAGGACCUGGAGAAGCUGGUGAACUGCCUGACAGGGGAAGGAGAUGAGACUAGGCUGAGUGAGUCAGAGAUGGACCAGCUCAUCCAAAAUUUCCUUCAAGAUUGUGCUGUGAUGGCGCUACGUCCCUUCCAGCAGAGGCGUCCUGUGGCUGGCUGUGCCUAUGACCUGUCCGUUCCUAGCCUGCUGUGCGGCUCUGCACCAUCUCUGAGCAGUGUCUGGAUCCUUCCCCUUCUGGCAAACCGAUGCAAUAAUAUUGGUGACUCCAGUAUCGUGCUAGGAGGCCGGUGUCUUGGAGCACUCCUUCCAUAGUGCCUUAUGCAGGGCUCCACUGGGCAAGGGCUCUCCUGCCCAGUAUGCUGUGCCUUCUGAACUCUUCUUGGCCUGCAGGGGUAGGGUCACAGGGUCCUUAAUGCUGCUGCCUUGUGCUUCAAACAAACUCCUGGCCCUCGGAGACUACAAGUCCCAGCCUGUCAAGCCAUACCUGGAUCAAAGCAGAGGCUGCUGGGAUCAGCGUGGCACAAAGCAUGCUGGGAUCUCUUGUCUCCAAGGACUUACUCCUAUGCAAACCAGGUGCAGUCCUCUGGGCCUGCCCUGGAGAUCCCGAGCAGGAGAGGGGAACUCCUGCUGGGGGCUGGUGAUAAUCUGGGGCUCACCCUCCUGAGCCUCUCUGUGUGCCUUCCAUGAGCAAACAGGCAGCUAGGACUCUGGCAAGGAGCCCCUGAGGCUGCAGCGGGUCUGGCUGGCUCCCUGAGGGGGUCUGGCAAAGGGAUGUAGCACAAAAGGCUUUUUAAACUAUGCAAUAAUGUAACUGGCACCUUAAAAUGCUGCCUCCCAGCAUCUCUGUCCAGGGUGUUUCUGUAACUUCUCUAUCCACUCCCCAACUCCCUCCCUUUGGAGCACGCACAGCUGUCUGCUCAGCCAGAGUUGAGGGCUCCUGGCAGGGGCCACAGCAUUCACAGGGCUGGCAGCAGGCAGGGCCACAGCUGACAACUGACUUUUAAAGCUUCUGCCUGUGCCCCUCCCAGUCUGCCCUGCCCUGCCCUGCCCUGCCAGUCAGUGUGUCUGCUGGUGCUGUACCUCCCUUCCCGAAGCAGCAGCUGAUUCCUGUUGUCAGGCAGCCUGGCCCCGAGUCAGCUGCUGCAGGCUAGAGGCAGGCAUUGGCCAUCAGGCUCCACUCUGCGGUCCCACUAUGCUUGCUGCUGCCUGACACACUGCUAGUGCCUGUUAGGGGAGCAAAGACUCAGGGUGUUUUUCUUUCUUUCUACCCUUUCUUACAUGUGGUAAAGCAGCUGGCUUCCCCAUGCUGCUCUGCUAGGUGCCCCCCCGCCAUGGGAGGGAGGGCCGGAGGACCUGCAGUACUCUGCACUGGAUAGGGGGCUGCUCGGCCAUGUAUGGAAAAUGAAUAAAGAGCUGGAGUCUUACCCUG
Messenger RNA from Chelonoidis abingdonii (Abingdon island giant tortoise), 1798 nucleotides. The record is from RefSeq and is a predicted model, not a curated record. Lineage: Eukaryota; Metazoa; Chordata; Testudines; Testudinidae.